Molecule: messenger RNA, 9839 nt
Organism: Rhinopithecus roxellana (golden snub-nosed monkey)
Lineage: Eukaryota; Metazoa; Chordata; Mammalia; Primates; Cercopithecidae
Gene: GUCY1A1
Product: guanylate cyclase 1 soluble subunit alpha 1
Exons: 11
Coding region: 903-2975 (690 amino acids)
Biological process (GO): cGMP biosynthetic process; response to oxygen levels
Cellular component (GO): guanylate cyclase complex, soluble
Molecular function (GO): heme binding; guanylate cyclase activity
Source: RefSeq, a predicted model, not a curated record
CAGAGACCAGGACUCAGUUCCCCUGCCCUAGUCGGAGCCUGGUGGGUGGGACUCAGCGCAGAGUCAGUUUUCCAGAAGCAGGUUUCAGUGCAGAGUUUUCCUACACUUUUCCUGCGCUAGAGCAGUGAGCAGUCUGCUGGCGGAGGACACCUGUGGGGGAGGGAGCGCCUGGAGGAGCCUAGGGACCCCAGCCCUGCGUGAUCUCACCAUGUGCGGAUUUGCGAGGGGCACCCUGGAGGUGCUAGAGAUCCGGAAGCACAGCCCCGAGGUGUGCGAAGCCACCGAGACUGCAGCUCUUGGAGAAACCGUGAGCAGGGGACCACCGCGGUCUCCGCGCCUAUCUGCACCCUGUCACCCCAGCUGCCUGACAGUGACAAUGGUGUAGGGGCUGCGUUGCAAUGUGGUCAUGUGAUUUCAGGCUAUGGAUUUCGUGCGUCUUUCUUUGCUCACUGAUUUUCACAUGGUUAUUCUUUCAUUUUGCACUCCAUAAACAGUUUACAUCUUCUGAAGUAAGCCAGAAGAUUGUACAGCUCACUUAACGAUGACUGGUUGAAGGCAUCUUGAUUUCCAACCUAUGGAAGCAGUGCUGAGUUCUAAAUAGGAUAGAUUUUUUUUUUUAUGUCAUUUGAACUUCAUUUAUAACGUAGCAGUAGUGAUGUUUUAGGAUCAGUCCUCCUAUGGUGAUUUCACUAAAUGCCUAUUUAAUGAAUUAUUGAUUUGAUUUCAUUACAUCUCUGCCACUUACUAGGACUGUCUUUGUAGGAACAUCAAACUUUCCUGUUACAUAUAGACAUCCCAGUUACCAGUGUCCUUGAAUUGAUAGUGGCUUCUGUUUGUCAGUCUCAUAUAAGAACUACAGCUCAUCAGGAGGAGAUCACAGCAGGGUAAGAGACACCAACACCAUGUUCUGCACGAAGCUCAAGGAUCUCAAGAUCACAGGAGAGUGUCCUUUCUCCCUACUGGCACCAGGUCAAGUUCCUAAUGAGUCUGCAGAGGAGGCAGCAGGAAGCUCAGAGAGCUGCAAAGCAACUGUGCCCAUCUGUCAAGACAUUCCUGAGAAGAACAUACAAGAAAGUCUUCCUCAAAGAAAAACGAGUCGGAGCCGAGUCUAUCUUCACACUUUGGCAGAGAGUAUUUGCAAACUGAUUUUCCCAGAGUUUGAACGGCUGAACCUUGCACUUCAGAGAACAUUGGCAAAGCACAAAAUAAAAGAAAGCAGGAAAUCUUUGGAAAGAGAAGACUUUGAAAAAAUAAUUGCAGAGCAAGCAGUUGCAGCAGGAGUUCCAGUGGAGGUUAUCAAAGAAUCUCUUGGUGAAGAGCUUUUUAAAAUAUGUUACGAGGAAGAUGAAAACAUCCUUGGGGUGGUUGGAGGCACUCUCAAAGAUUUUUUAAACAGCUUCAGUACCCUUCUGAAACAGAGCAGCCAUUGCCAAGAAGCAGGAAAAAGGGGCAGACUUGAGGACGCCUCCAUUCUAUGCCUGGAUAAGGAGGAUGAUUUUCUACAUGUUUACUACUUCUUCCCUAAGAGAACCACCUCCCUGAUUCUUCCUGGCAUCAUAAAGGCAGCUGCUCACGUAUUAUAUGAAACCGAAGUGGAAGUGUCGUUAAUGCCUCCCUGCUUCCAUAAUGAUUGCAGCGAGUUUGUGAAUCAGCCCUAUUUGUUGUACUCCGUUCACGUGAAAAGCACCAGGCCAUCCCUGUCCCCCAGCAAACCCCAGUCCUCGCUGGUGAUUCCCACAUCGCUCUUCUGCAAGACAUUUCCAUUCCAUUUCAUGUUUGACAAAGAUAUGACAAUUCUGCAAUUUGGCAAUGGCAUCAGAAGGCUGAUGAACAGGAGAGACUUUCAAGGAAAGCCUAAUUUUGAAGAAUACUUUGAAAUUCUGACUCCAAAAAUCAACCAGACGUUCAGCGGGAUCAUGACUAUGUUGAAUAUGCAGUUUGUUGUACGGGUGAGGAGAUGGGACAACUCCGUGAAGAAAUCUUCAAGGGUUAUGGACCUCAAAGGCCAAAUGAUCUACAUUGUUGAAUCCAGUGCAAUCUUGUUUUUGGGGUCACCCUGUGUGGACAGAUUAGAAGAUUUUACAGGACGAGGACUCUACCUUUCAGACAUCCCAAUUCACAAUGCACUGAGGGAUGUGGUCUUGAUAGGGGAGCAAGCCCGAGCUCAAGAUGGCCUGAAGAAGAGGCUAGGGAAGCUGAAGGCCACUCUUGAGCAAGCCCACCAAGCCCUGGAGGAGGAGAAGAAAAAGACAGUAGACCUUCUGUGCUCCAUAUUUCCCUGUGAGGUUGCUCAGCAGCUGUGGCAAGGGCAAGUUGUGCAAGCCAAGAAGUUCAGUAAUGUCACCAUGCUCUUUUCAGACAUCGUUGGGUUCACUGCCAUCUGCUCCCAGUGCUCACCGCUGCAGGUCAUCACCAUGCUCAACGCACUCUACACUCGCUUUGACCAGCAGUGUGGAGAGCUGGAUGUCUACAAGGUGGAGACCAUUGGCGAUGCCUAUUGUGUAGCUGGGGGAUUACACAAAGAGAGUGAUACUCAUGCUGUUCAGAUAGCGCUGAUGGCCCUGAAGAUGAUGGAGCUCUCUGAUGAAGUUAUGUCUCCCCAUGGAGAACCUAUCAAGAUGCGAAUUGGACUGCAUUCUGGAUCAGUUUUUGCUGGCGUUGUUGGAGUCAAAAUGCCCCGUUACUGUCUUUUUGGAAACAAUGUCACUCUGGCUAACAAAUUUGAGUCCUGCAGUGUACCACGAAAAAUCAAUGUCAGCCCAACAACUUACAGAUUACUCAAAGACUGUCCUGGUUUCGUGUUUACCCCUCGAUCAAGGGAAGAACUUCCACCUAACUUCCCUAGUGAAAUCCCUGGAAUCUGCCAUUUUCUGGAUGCUUACCAACAAGGAACAAACUCAAAACCAUGCUUCCAAAAGAAAGAUGUGGAAGAUAGCAAUGCCAAUUUUUUAGGCAAAGCAUCAGGAAUAGAUUAGCAACCUAUAUACCUAUUUAUAAGUCUUUGGGGUUUGACUUAUUGAAGAUGUGUAGAGCCUCUGAAAGCACUUUAGGUUUGUAGAUGGCUAAUGAGCAGUAUUAAAAUUUCAGGAGCCAAGUCACAGUCUACUCUUUCUCCCAUUUAACAUGACAAAAUGUACUCACUUCAGUACUUCAGUUCUUCUGGAGAAAACACACACACACACACACACACACACACACACACACACACACACACAGUUAAAAAGUUACUUUUGGGGGAGUAUUUCUGUUAUAUAACCAUCACUUACUACCUGUACUCAAAAUUCAGCACCUUGUACAUAUAUCAGAUAAUUGUAGUCAACUGUACAAACUGGCAGAAUCACCUGCAAUCUCAUAUCCUGGUGGAAUACCAUGGUUAUGAAAGUGUGUUUGUGAUAGUGUUGUCUUAAAAAAGGUUUCUAAAUAGAAAUUACAUUCUUUGACACCCUCAGUUCUUUGAAACUUUCAACUCUGCAUUGUAUUGCAUUUUCUCAUUUAACUGGUAGUAUAUGUUUGAAUAUAGGCUGACAUUUUUUUCUCUAUUGCACUUUCCCCUUUUUUUCUUUUUAGAAAAUAAGCAAUUAGGGAUUAGAUGCAAUACAAUUAUAAAAUAGUUCUGUAAAUAUCAAAUAUUAUUUUUAGUUCUUGAAGUUAAAAAUACUCUCCAUAGUAAUGUGUGUUAUAACAAUAAAUAUUUCUUUUGUUUGACAUGUUUAAAAAUUCUACAAUGGCAAAAGCUAUUUUAAUCCAUAUUAGCAAUUUAAUUCCUAUUAAUUCAUUUUACUAUCAUAAUAGCAAAGUAUUCCAAAUAAAAUAGGUUUCUAUCUUCUAUUAAAAUGCAGUAAUACUAUUCAAAUCUAAUUGAGCUGGAAGCAACAUGGGAGUAAAGUAAUCAUACAGAGGACUCACCAUAAAGGACAUUGGUAAAACAUUUACAUAUGUACACACACAUGCAGGCACACUUGGGACAAUAUGAACCUACUUCAGCAGACAUCUUCUAUUGCCAUGCUGAGACAUUUAAAGUUUUAAGAAGAAAAUCUAAGUACAGAAGUAGAAAAUAAGACUUGUUCUUUCGGUGGAUAUCUCAUUUUUCUUGAGUAUUUGUGCUGAACAUUUUGGUGCACGUCUAUGAACUAAGAAUCAAGUUUUUGUCUCACUAAAUAUACAUAUAUGAAGUGUUUUUAUUCUACUUGAAAUAUCCUGAUUUAAAAAAAAAAAAGAUUGUUAGUAUUGAUGAAGCAAAUGAGGCAGUGACUACAUUAUGGAAAUGUCUAAGUAUUUUUUCCGGAGCUUCAACUUUUUUCUUUUUUUUUUUUUACAUAAACCUUGAAGCAGUUAGGAACUUUUAUUUUUAAUUAGGUCAGUUGAAGUUCUCUGGUGAACUAAAAAAAUCUACAUUUUGGCUGGGGAUAAGGAUUUGAUUUUAAAAAGAGCUCGAAUUUAAAGCAAGAAAAAAUGAACAUUGUAGUUUUAAAAUCAAUAUUAGCAGAGCCGUAGAUAGGCAGAACUCUUAUUUGGGGUUCUGAGAAAUAACUCAGUUUAAAAGUUCUUUAACUGCCUCCAUUAGUACCAGGCUAGCCCAUGGUGACAUCAGGAAUAUUCAUUACUGAUUGGCCUCUAGUAUUCCAAGGGUACUACUAUAGAUAUUACAAUGAUGCUGUUUACUAAGUGAUAACCCAAUGUCUUACAGGACUGACUUUGACUCAAUAAACACUCACCCUAUUAUUGGAAGGUACCAUAGGCCUUGAAGAAGUAUAGUUACAUCCUCACAAAUACAUGAAGCUAAGUCACUACUUACAAGGAAAACAAAAAUGUAAAUACAUGUUUCUUUCUGGAACAGAACUCUUACUAUGGGGAAAUAAUAGAAAUAAAGAAAAUAUAAAAGCAUGAAAUGGAAUGUAGUCUUGAUCAAACAUUUCAGCAGACCUCAGUUUGCACUCAAAAAGUUUAUAAUUCAAUCAGAAUUUAAAAAGUAUUUUGUGUGUUUGUGAUGUAUUAGCGUAUACACAAAACAAAUGAGGGGAAUGUAUAUACUCUUGGUGAAAAGUUGUAUGGGAGUUUCUUGUACUAUUCCUGCAACUUUUCUAUGAAUUUAGCAUUUUAUCUACAUAAAAAAUUCCCAAAAAAUAUAUUUUCACAGAGAAGUUAAAUCAUCUGUGAUAGGUUCACCACACCAGCCUACAAAGACCCAUUAAACACAGAAUAAUUUGUGGAUCUUAAAGAGGAUGAACAUACAUUUCCAUGACAGAGUCCAUACGAAAUUCACAAUUCAGAUGCUAAAAAAUUUAAGGAAUUUCUUUUUUUCCUCUGUCUUAUCUGCUUUGAAGCAUAGAGAUUAGGGAGAAACUUUUCAGAUCCAGACCACUGAUGGUAGCCAGAGUAGAGACCCUGGAGAAUAGAUUCUUAAAAUAAAUAAGGGGCCCAAGUCAGAGCUUUGAUGUAUUGGGGAUAGAAAAGUAGUGGACAAACAGCCUGUAAUCAGGUUGGGGACUACUGAUACUGAAUUAUGUUGCCAUUUAAUUAUCCUAAAAAAUAAGACUGGGUCUCAAGACUGCUUCCGUAACAGUUUCUCCUGAAAAUCCAGGGGCUGAAAAUCCUUCUGUUCUGGUUAUAUAGUUUCCAUUCAUGGCUUCUUGUCCUGUUAUUUUUUGUGUUAAGUACACUAUAUAAAUUAGCUCCUUACACAUUUUUCUCAGGCAAGCAUGGAGGUAUACUCAAGUUUCCUAAAGAUGCUUUGCAUCAAGAAGCAAAGGGAAAUACAGAAUUAAAAUGUUUCUUCCCAUUUUGCUUUGUCUUUCUAUAUCUAUCUAGACUUUGUAAGAAAAUGCAAAGUGUAUUUUUAAGAAAACACAAAUAAGAAUAGAUUCAUUUACUCAUUUUUGUUUAUUCAUUCAUCAAGAAUUUAUUGAAUGCCUACUAUGUGCCAGGAAUAUUACUAUAUUUUUGAAAUUUAAAGAUAAAGUAUGGCCCAAUCUAUCAAGAACGGAAAGUGAGAGAAAAAGGUAAGACAUAAUUACAACAUUCUGUGGGAGCACAAAGUAGGGGACUCAGUUCUUAGAAAAGUCCUUUGGUCUUAGAGUUCAUCAAGCAGAGAACGGGAAGGACAUCAUCCAGGAAAAUAAAUUAGCAGACACAAAGAGAUGGAGUAUUGGGGGUGCAUAGUACAUUCUGGAGAGCCAGUUGCCUGGGAUGAGUUGGGAGGGAGGAGAAUAAGGACAAAAGACCAUCUGGGCAAAAAUCACCAAGGGGUAUGUGUGUCAUGUAAAGGUGUGCCAUGAUAGUUAUUAAUAUUGCUAUUAUAAUAUUAAUAUAUAGUAAUUAAUAACUACAUAUGACACAGCUUUACAUGACCUUAGUUAUCAACAUUAUCAUAAUAGUAAUAUGAAUGUCUAUAAUAACAGUUAUUAUUAUUCACUUGAGGCACUUGUUCAAAAUAGAUCUUACAAAAGAAAAAAUAAAAGAAACAGCAACACGAGUAAAAUUAGAUCCAUUGGCUUCUGUCUCCCUCUCCAACAGUUUUAAAGCUACUAGAUAAGAGAGACAUCAAGUCUUAAAGGAAGAGAAUGGUAUGAUCAGAUGUGUGUUUUCCAAAGACUAUCAGAAACAGCAUAGAUAAGGAUAGAUAGGGUGGAUAUUUACUUGCACAGGUGACUGAAUGAACAUCUGUUUUUACCUCAAGGGAAAAUGAUUCAUUUUAUAUCCUGGAUAUUUUACCAUAAGUAUAAGCAUAAAGCUGGGAUGUCUGGCAUUGGAAUUUUAUAUCACUCUCAAGGCUGUUAGUCUUUCAGAUCCUUUGGUAGGGAGGAAAGAAGAGUUGCUUCAGCAUUUUAACCUUUCUUCCAAAUUUCUUCCCUGAUAUUUCCAGCCACACCAAGGCAAAGACUUCCCAGCCCUGUCCCAGGUUAGGUUAAAAGAAGGCAUAGGAUGGAAAAGGGUGGUCUGUGGUAGACCCAGCAAAUCAUAGAGAUGAAUAAACAAGAGUGUCUGGUCUAAGUAGUGCCUGAGGAAUAGACAUCAGUCCUCUGAGAUUACCAGCUGGAAAACUGCCCAGAUGGAGCUUUAAUGCAAAACUCCAGUGAAGUCUAGUGCUAUAUAAUGCUUUAAAUCCACCAUCAAGCCCUUGCUGAUGCAAAUGUUAGUAGCCCAAAACAGAAUGAGUUAAUGAAUUACUGCAGUGGUUUUAGGUGCAUGGGUUACACCCACAUAAAUCAUUUUAAUAAGUAAAAUUGAAUCCUUGAUACAUAUUUGUUGAGGAGCUUGUUAGCUCACUACUUUUCACUGAACACUAAAACAUGGAUCAUUUAUUUCACCUCAUUUUGCACUUCGAUGCAAUUUCACUCUUUAGGUGGUUGUACUUGAACAGUUAAAUUAAGGCUGACUUUAAGGGUGAAGGGAUGGAGAACACAGCAUAUGUGAGAAGCGGGAGGGCAAGAUGCCUUGCAAUUCCUGUGAGGAGGGACUUAACCAUCUCCUCCAAAACAGAAAUUCAGUGCUACUGAGACGGUAGCAAAGUGCAGCUCUCUUGUUAAAACACUGGCUAAAAGCAGGGACUGCUUAACUUACUAAGCAGAGAAAACCAAAAUGUCAUUUUCAACCAAAAUUUAGUGUUAGAGUUUAUGGUCUUUGUUAUGAUACUUUUCAAGACCUGGGAAAUAUUUGUAUCCGUUAGUGAAAAGGGGAGGAAUCAAUUACUGAAAACCAUAAGCUUACAGCAAUGGAGACAAUUAGUCCUUUGUCAUCUUUGUUGAGUUGUUUUCUUCUGUUCUUAGCACGUCAGCUACUAGAUCUUGGGUGAACUGUUGCUCCUCUUUAAAUGAUUCUUUUAUUAUAUUGUUGAUGUGCACUCAUUCAGCAUUCUCAUUUUAAGUUGCAGUAAUCACUGUACAUUUUAUUGCCAUCUAUAUUUCCCUCAAAACAGCUUUGCUGGUAACAGCCACACCUGCAUCUGUUUUGACUAGCCCGCAGAGCCCACACAUUUUUCAACCAAAACUAUCCCAUUACCUUCUUAUCUAUAUCCAUUUGUUUUCAUAUAUAGUGCCUGCCAAGAUAGUAGCAAGAGCUUUAUCAAUGUAUAGAUUUCAAUCAGAAAAACCUAAGCAAAAGGGAAAAAAAAAAGUGAUAUUCUAAAAGCCACACUUCUUUUAUCACCAGUGCAGUUUUUUCCAUCAUCAUAAACUUAGUUUUAUGAAAAUGUUAAUAUCUUGGAUUUAAACAUUGGAGUAGACAUCAGGACAAAAUUUAAAUGGCAUAUCCAGGACUUAAUCUCAGAUGUUCUGGUAGAAGAUAUUUAGAUAAGGUUGUGGCUGCCUGUCAAGUUUUUUAAAUUUUUUAAUUACAUAUUAUCAGAAAAUCAAAUCGCAGAUGAGUCUUCCAGAUUGUGAGGAAAAUUACUUGGCCAAAAAUGACUUUGCAUAAUGCCCAAAUCUUAAAGUAUCUGCUCAGAUGUUUGUUCCAUCUGAAAUCCUGCCAAAUCCAUCUGUACUGAGGAAAGAACUAUGAGUUAGUUUCAGAGAAAGUGAAAACAAAACAAAGCAAAACAAAAAGGCUGUUACAGAAGUUGGACAGUCCAAUGUGUUAAGUAUGAUACACCUGGAACAAUAGCAGCAAAACUGAAGCUCUUUGGAAAUUAUGGCAACAGUGAUCUAGGUAUUUUGGGCCUUUAGAAAUAGUGAUUCCCAGUGAUACAGGGAUGUGCAGCAUUGAGACACUGCUUAAUCACAAUGAGCUGCCAUCUUCCCUGAAUAAAUUGUAUCUUAUAACAUUGAAGUGAAUGAAAAUGUAUUAGUAUUUGAGAAUUUACUAUUCCUUCACCUCCUUGCACAUGUAAAUUAAAGAUGUUUUGGAAAAUAUGAGAACUUGAUAUUCACUUCCCUAGAACACUAUUCUCCAACCUUUUAGAUUCCUGUGAUCUAUUGAUAAAAUAUUGUAGCACAACAAUUCUGUAGACUGAUACAUGCUACUCUCAAUCCAUAUAGUACAUAUUAGUACAGCUUUUCUUUUCUAAAUGAGCAUAAAUAUAAAUAGAAAUUCUCAUAUUUUCUUCACCUAACUCAGUGAAUCAUCUUUAUAUUUUACUUGGGAAACUGCUACAGUUGGUCAGUGGGUCUUUACUUUUGUCACUUUGAGAACUGGAUAAAAGACAUAGACUAUCACCCCUCCAAAAAUGUGCAUAUGGCCCCAUACAAGACACAUAUACUGCCAGAGCUUGGAGAACUCCCUAGAAUCUACUCUUAGACCACCCUAGUGAAGUACCAUAGACCAUAUUGUCUAGAUGGGACAAAAUAAUGAAUUUGGACUAAGAACUUACUGUUUAGAGAGAGAAAAUAGUAAAUAAUGUUCAAAAUGAGAAGACAAUAAAUAACUGACAAGUCUGUGACUUUUGGUUUAGAUGAGACCACUUUUGAUUUUUGAGGAAUAAAAGAAGUUAGUUUUUUGGUCCUGAUACAUAAAAUAAUUCAUGGGGUUUCACAUACAGACAAGUAGUUUUCUUUUCAGCAAAUAUUUAACAUAUCUCUCAACAUACUUUCACCAGUUUUUGGUAAAUACACAUUGCUGUAGGUAUACCAAGUUUUUGUUAUGUUAAGUAACUAAUUUCAUGUUUUCUGUAUAUAUAAGUAUAGCUAUUGGACCCUGCAUUGAAAACCUUCUUAGUACUAACAACAUUCCUUUUAUUAUUACCUUCAUAGUUGCUUUAUAUGACAUAUUUAUUUUGAGUUCUACUUCUGGCAGAGUUGCAAAGUCUAUGAGAAUGUUACUUCCUGUCUCAGAAGCUUGUUAGAUAUUGCUGCCACCUAAAUAUUGUAACAAAAGUGUUUAAAUAAAAAUCUUCUUAAAAUUUAAAA